This is a messenger RNA of Cucurbita maxima (winter squash), 1418 nucleotides long. Its product is annotated as rac-like GTP-binding protein ARAC7. Gene Ontology annotation, cellular component: plasma membrane; cytoskeleton; cell cortex. The transcript is spliced from 8 exons. The coding region runs from base 536 to 1168 and encodes 210 amino acids. Gene Ontology annotation, biological process: small GTPase-mediated signal transduction; establishment or maintenance of cell polarity; cortical cytoskeleton organization. NCBI's taxonomy places the organism in Eukaryota, Viridiplantae, Streptophyta, Magnoliopsida, Cucurbitales, Cucurbitaceae. The record is from RefSeq and is a predicted model, not a curated record. Gene Ontology annotation, molecular function: GTPase activity; protein kinase binding; GTP binding.
AGUGCAUACACUGAAAGAGCACUAUCUCCCUGUGGUCAUAAAAAAAAGUUGAAAUUGAAGCCAAACAGGACGAUUAUUUUCAGUUUUCAGUUCCAGAUUUCUGGCUCCUUAAUUUGUUCAGAGCAUUAUAGAAUGAAAUAAACCAUACAAAUAAUUGAGAUUCACGGUGUUCAUUUCACCCACUUUUUUGAUGGGGAAUUAAAUAUUGUGCAGCUGUUACGUUGGAAGCCAGCCAUUCGAGUUGCAGGUCCCAUUCAUUUGCAUUUCAAAAACAAUUAAUCCGUUUGGAUUUGAAUAUCCCUGCUAGGGUCAAAAAAGCAAGGUCAGUCUUUUGACCAUAAGCUCUCUGCUUCAUCUCUCUCUCUUCGAGUUUUUAAAAGCAGUUGGCCCUUGAAACUUGGAGAAUGGCUUCUGUGACUUACUCACCAAGAUACCCACAUUCUGGUUUCUCUUCUUCCUCUAUGUUUUUUUGACUUUUUUCAAACCCUAUUUUGAGCUUUUGGGGUUUUGGUAUAUUCCUCUGUUAGCCAAAAAAAUGAGUGUUUCAAGGUUUGUGAAGUGUGUCACUGUCGGAGAUGGAGCUGUUGGGAAGACUUGUAUGCUCAUCUGUUACACCAGUAACAAGUUCCCCACUGAUUAUAUUCCCACAGUUUUCGACAACUUCAGUGCUAAUGUGGCUGUGGAUGGGAAUAUUGUCAACUUGGGAUUAUGGGACACUGCUGGUCAAGAAGAUUACAGCAGACUUAGGCCACUGAGUUAUAGGGGCGCUGAUGUUUUUGUUCUGGCAUUCUCGUUAAUCAGUCAGGCGAGUUAUGAGAAUGUUCUUAAGAAGUGGAUGCCGGAACUUAGACGGUUUGCGCCUAGUGUCCCUAUUGUUCUUGUUGGAACAAAGUUGGAUCUUCGCGACAAUGGAGCUUAUUUUGCGGAUCAAAUGAGAUCAAACACAAUAACAUAUUCUCAGGGAGAAGAGCUUAGGAAACAAAUUGGUGCUGCUGCAUAUAUUGAAUGUAGCUCCAAGACUCAACAGAAUGUCAAAGCUGUUUUUGACACUGCAAUCAAGGUUGUUCUUCAACCUCCAAGGAGAAUUGAGAUGACUAGGAAGAGAAGGAGCCGAAGGUCUGGUUGCUCAAUUGUAAGGUGCAUUGCGUGUGGUGGAUGUGCUGUUUAAACCAUGCUAGCUAUCAGGACUGAGUGCUGUAGAAUCUAUGUUUUGUGCCAAUCCUAUAGCUAGAUCUUAAUAUUACUAGUUUUACGUUAUUUUGUGCCGAGAAAUAGGCGUCUGCUCAAUGUGCAAGCUGACUGACCAAAGAAGUGAAGAUAGUUUUGUUCUUCUUUGUUGUGUUUACUGCAAAUGUUGUAUUUGAAAUGGUGUUUUGGUUGUUGCCAAUGGAAGCCGCAAACUCCUGCUGUUGUUUUAA